Molecule: messenger RNA, 4871 nt
Organism: Miniopterus natalensis
Lineage: Eukaryota; Metazoa; Chordata; Mammalia; Chiroptera; Miniopteridae
Gene: B3GALT2
Product: beta-1,3-galactosyltransferase 2
Biological process (GO): protein O-linked glycosylation
Cellular component (GO): Golgi membrane
Molecular function (GO): N-acetyl-beta-D-glucosaminide beta-(1,3)-galactosyltransferase activity
Source: RefSeq, a predicted model, not a curated record
AAAAAAAACCCAAUAGAAAUACAUCCUUGGGUGAGGAUUUAAAAAAUAAAAUAAAAUCUAACAAAACAUGACUCUUUCACAUGCCCUAUUGUUGUUCUUCCUCCAUGUCACUGUACUUCCUGAUCCUCAAUCACCACCCUUAGAAAUAAAAUUUAAUAAGAGCGGCUUUCAGAUUCAUUUGAACACUUCUUGUAUCUGAAUUUUAUGUUUCUGAACAAAAUAUGGGAAAGUAAUUGUGUAACUAAAUUGCUUGUGGACUUUAGAUUCUUCUUUGAUACUGAAAAGUAAUAAAGUGACUAAAAUUAAUCUCUAGCACCUCAAUUUCCUCAUAAACUGACAUGUGACAAUAAAAAAGUACAGGGAAUGUAAAUUUAUAUUUGAAAUAACAGACAUCACUGUGGGAUGACAGGUGGGAUCAAGGGUAUAUAUGACCACAAACAUAGCUUAAGCUCCAAAACUAAAUUUCUGGGAGUUAAUGCCCCUAAAGUCUGAGAAAAACUGACAAUUCAAGCUAUUAAAAAACAAAAACCACAAUGCUCAAUACUCUGCAGAAAAAAGAGAAGUAAGGUGCCCAGGAGACUUAACAUACAAAGAACUAUUUGAAUAUCUAGUGCUUACUAAAAAAUCUACUUGAGAGCCAGUCACUACCCCAUCCUGAAAGACCAGGACAAGUAAGUAUGAUUAGAAAAAGCUAACCCCCCACUCAGAAGACCCUACAGAAGUGUGCCGUGUCUACCACGUCAUUUUGUUGAAUGCUGUCAUACAGGUAAUUUUAGAGGGGAAAAUAAAAAAUAAAUGCUCACAUUAAAAAGUGAUUGAAAGUAAAGUCUUGCUUCCUUCAAGAACAUUAGAAGCCACAUAAAAAAAAAAAAUAGGUGAGCUGUAUCCCCCCGUGUCAGUAAAGUAACCCAGGGCAGCUGAUUUAUAGAACCCCCAGAAGAUUGAGGAGGGGGGCUGAGUUACAGAUAAAAGGAAAUGGCCCAUGAGUCUAACCAGGUAUUAGUAAAAGCAAGGCAACUUGAGGAAAAAAACUUCCGGGGAAGGAGUGCACUGAAGGGGUUAAAUUAGAUCCAGUUACACAUAAAAGCUUACUCUUAUGCCCUAUAAAACCAUGUAAAAAAAACCACCAAAAUCAACAUCCAACACUGAAAACAUUUAGAAAGCCUGUGCUUAAGCAUAAAGUUAAAAAAAGGAAAAAGGAAAUAAGAUAAAAAAUAAAACUAUAACCACCCAUUUCAUAAUCACCCCAUUUUCACAUUACUCACUCAUCACUAUACUGGACUGAACACCUAGCACACAGAAGCAGAAGCCCUGAGCUUCCCCUACCUUAGGUUUUCAGUCCAAAUUAAUGCAAACAGUCACGUGGGACUGAGCCAGGCAGUGACGCUGAAUUCUGCUCUGUCAGAGAGAACAUCUGUCAAGCCCACAUCGAAACUGCCGCUGCCUGGCCAGCAGCUGAGGAAGCGUGCAUUUCAUAUCACAGGCUGAACCCCAGCAAAACGCCUCAUAAUCCUCCCUGCAGCUGCCAGGCAACCGCGAGGGAGCCUCAGCCUGUCCUCCCGGCACGAGGGAAGCGCGCUGCUCUGCUGAGGCAGCUUCCCACUGCAGCUCCGUGUCGCCACUGGAAACAUGGAUACUGAGCAGGGAAGACAGCUCUGCAUUGUCCGGCCCAGCAGACAGCAGCUGUAGAGCUUCGACGCAUCAGCGCCGGGAAAGUCAGCCUGCCCCCAACAGAGCAGACGACUACAGCCCUUUUGUUCAAAAACCGAGAAAAUGAAAGAAAGGGAAAGCCUCAGAAGACAAGCAUCCACAUGAAGGAGGAGGGUGCCUGGAAGGCAGGAGACAGGUAGGACCUUGGAUUCCGAGAAAAGCAGUUGCAAGAGGCAGACCACUGGGGGAUGUGCGCAUGGUCGAUGGCACCUUUUUGCUGAAGGGAUGGAGUCAAAAGUGUGUUCAGUCGGCAUAACCCUCCACAUAGAAACGGCCUGACGAGGAAGAAUGACUGCAAGAGGGACAGCGUGACCGGACUGGAAAAUGAUGACCAAAAAAGAGGACUGACUCAGUGGAGGCAAACAGUGCGCUCGGCCCCAGGGUCUCCUCCCCACCUCGGUUGUUUCCAACAUGCUGCAGUGGAGGAGGCGGCACUGCUGCUGGGCCAAGCGGUCUCUGCUCAGGACCCCCCUCAUUGGUGCGCUUUCCCUGCUGUUUCUUUUUGCCAUGUUGCUGUUCUUCAAUCACCAUGACUGGCUACCAGGCAGAGCUGGAUUCAAAGAGAACCCUAUGACCUACACUUUCAGAGGAUUUCGUUCUGCAAAAAGUGAGACAAACCACAGCUCUCUUCGCAACAUUUGGAAAGAAACCAUCCCUCAAACUCUGAGGCCUCAAACUGCAACCAACUCCAAUAACACAGACCUGUCACCACAAGGAGUGACCGGGUUGGAGAACACACUCAGUGCCAAUGGGAGUCUUUACGAUGAAAAAGGUACUAGGCACCCAAAUUCUUACCACUUCAAGUACCUUAUCAAUGAACCUGAUAAGUGCCAGAAGAAAAGCCCAUUUUUAAUCCUACUAAUAGCUGCAGAACCUGAACAGAUAGAUGCUAGAAGAGCUAUUCGGCAAACGUGGGGCAACGAGAGUUUAGCCCCUGGUAUCCAAAUCACACGGAUUUUUUUGUUGGGCAUAAGUAUUAAGUUUGAUAACUACUUUCAACAUGAAAUACUAAAAGAAAGCAGAAAAUAUCAUGAUAUAGUUCAACAGGAAUAUUUAGAUACCUACUAUAACUUGACCAUUAAAACGCUAAUGGGCAUGAACUGGGUAGCAACCUACUGUCCACAUAUUCCGUAUGUUAUGAAAACUGAUAGUGACAUGUUUGUGAACACUGAGUAUUUAAUACACAAGUUACUGAAGCCAGACCUGCCUCCCAGACAUAACUACUUUACUGGUUACCUAAUGAGAGGCUACGCGCCCAAUCGAAACAAAGACAGCAAAUGGUACAUGCCACCGGACCUCUACCCCAGCGAGCGCUAUCCUGUUUUCUGCUCUGGGACUGGCUACGUUUUCUCGGGAGAUCUGGCUGAGAAGAUAUUUAAAGUCUCUUUAAGUAUUCGUCGCUUGCACUUGGAGGAUGUCUAUGUAGGGAUCUGUCUUGCCAAGCUGAGGAUUGAUCCCGUGCCCCCUCCCAAUGAGUUUGUGUUCAAUCACUGGCGAGUUUCUUAUUCGAGCUGUAAAUACAGCCACCUAAUUACCUCUCAUCAGUUCCUGCCCGGUGAACUGAUAAAAUACUGGAACCACUUACAACAAAAUAAGCACAAUGCUUGUGGCAACAUAGCAAAGGACAAAGCAGGCAGGUAUCGCCACCGCAGAGUACACUAGAAAAGACGAAUUGUUUUUCACACGUGCAAUCUGUAAAAUACUGCUCAAAGCAUGUAGAGUUAAAACUGAUUAUUACCAUAGGACAAGUUUCAGUCAACACUCAUCACAUGAAAGAAUUCCAAAAAUAUUUUUUAAUUUCUGAAGAGGGUAAUUCUUAAAAAUACAUUAUAUAACCAAAAGAUAUCCCGAGGGGAUCUAUACAGAUCCGUAGGGGAUUCUGUGUAUUAACAUGCAAUAACAAGCAUGCAUAUGUCAGUGGUUUGAGUCUCAAGUCGGGGCCAAUAAGAUGCAUUUACCUACGUUUUCCACAAAAAUUUUAAUUUAAGAAAUGCAGACAGUCAAAAGACCCUUCAUUUUAGAUUCAGUUUUACAUCUCGAUAUAUAAUUGAAUGUAAAUAAAACAUCUGUCAAUUUUAAGGAAUCUGCAACUGUGCAAAGGACAGAUCUUCCGACCUGGCUGCUCUGGGCUGUAAGGACUAUACUCCAUGCAGUAAGAUUCAGUCGAGUUACUCCAGAAACACAUUUAUAAAGUUCAGAUGUUUCAUCAAUGCAGUUCUCAUCUAAGUACUUAUUUUCAAAAACACAACUGAGAUACUUCUUUUACUAAGGCUCAUAUAUAUUGGGGGAAAUUAUUUUGACAUGAUGUGAUAAAAUGUGAAAAAUCAAUGUGUCUCAGGCUCAAGUUUUUAUAAAAACAAAAAGUUAACUGUUUUGAAAUAGAUUUGUUUCUUGUUGGCGUGAGGGCCAUGCUGGCAUCUGAAUGAGCUGUUCCCCCGGCUCGGUUCCUGCACUCUCGAGCAGCACUUCACCUCACUUCGAGCACAUCUAUAAAAACGUAUCACGUGCCUGUCACUGAGGCAAAAGUGAUCACUUCAGGCACAACGAGAACGCACUGCUGGAAACAGAUAAAAGGUAGAGAGUGCAGCAGCAGCUCCAGUCAAUCCAUUUCUAAGAUGCACGUCUGCCAAACUGCAACAUAUGGAGGCUUAUUUCCCGACAGCAGGUGUAUACACGCCAACACUUAAUCACUCCACGGCACCCACUUCUCUCUGAGCGCCAAGUUUACAAGCCUGCAGUUUUUAAUUCGGUAGGUGACAAAUAUUCUGCAUCACCAGUUAAAAACCUUUGGGGGAAACAGCGGAAGCUACAAAUGUUUGAUGAACACUUGAUUCAAGGGUGAACAAUGUAUACGAUGCACUUUUAUCCAGUUUUUAAUAAAAAAGAUCAACAAAAAAUCUUUACUGAGUUGUUAUGGUACAAAUACUUCCACAGCAAUUUUGUUUGGUUCCACUAUAAAUUUUAAAAUCAGGAAGUACUAAACCUACUAACUCUAAAAUGGUAUUUUUAUUUCAUGCAAGUAUGUUAAUCUAUUAUUCUUAAUUUUGUCAGGAUGUUACUUAUCCUAAUUCUAGUAACGAUCAUUUUUAUCUUUGAUUCUGAAGAUACUGCAUCAAAACAAAUUGUAAAAUUUGGUAAAGUUCAAAAUCUCAGAAACUGUA